This is a messenger RNA of Pleuronectes platessa (European plaice), 2041 nucleotides long. Its product is annotated as cytosolic sulfotransferase 3. Gene Ontology annotation, biological process: sulfation. Gene Ontology annotation, cellular component: cytoplasm. Gene Ontology annotation, molecular function: sulfotransferase activity. NCBI's taxonomy places the organism in Eukaryota, Metazoa, Chordata, Actinopteri, Pleuronectiformes, Pleuronectidae. Bases 572 to 1453 code for a protein of 293 amino acids. The transcript is spliced from 8 exons. The record is from RefSeq and is a predicted model, not a curated record.
CUUCCGUCCCCUCAGGACGUUUCACAUCGAGCUCGAGGAGAAGUGGUUGUGAAAGAACAAGAACAUGUUUCUGACUUUCCACUGUAGAUUAUAGACAGUCGAUUAUUGACUGUAAACUGAAGAUUACCGACUAUAGACUAUUGAAUAAUAGUGUAAAUUAUAGACUGUACAUUAUUGAUUGUGCACAGUAGAUUAUAGACUGUAAAUUGUGUAUUAUAGACUAUAGCAAAAAACUGUAGAUUAUAGACUAUAUAAUAUAGAAUAACACUGUAGAUUUUAGACUUCAGUUUAUUGAAUGCAAACUGUAGAUUACAGAUUAUACAUUUGAGAAUAACUGUAGAUUAUAGAUUAUAGACUAUAAAAUAACACUGUAGAUGAUUGUAUGUACACCGUAGAUUGUGGAGUGUAGUUUAUCGAAUGUACACUGUAGAAUAUAAACGUGUUUAUAUGCAGUCUAUGAACUGUAGAUAAGAGAUUUCAGCUUCGUUGAACUUUCUCUGGGGCGCGGUCUGAAAACCAGAACUUCCGAGUGAAACGCAGUAUCAGAGGGACGCUUCUCUGGGAACCUGAGAUGGAGCUACCGCCUCGACCAACAAUCUUUGACUUCCACGGAGUCUCCAUGAUCAAAUACUUCACUGAAAACUGGGACAACAUCCAAAGCUUCGAAGCGAGACCAAGUGAUAUUGUCAUAGCUACUUAUCCUAAAGCAGGGACAACAUGGGUCUCUUACAUCCUGGAUCUUCUGUAUUUUGAGGAAAUGGGUCCCGAGCGAAUGGCAUCCACCCCCCUUCAUGAGAGAGUGCCCUUCCUGGAGAUCAGCGUAUCUUUUCAUUACAAAGGCAAAGACCUGGCGGACCAGCUACCCACCACGCCUCGUCUAAUUAAAACUCAUCUACCAAUCCAGUUUGUGCCAAAGUCCUUCUGGGAGCAGAACUGCCGGAUUAUCUACGUCGGUCGUAAUGCAAAGGACUCGGCAGUGUCCUAUUUUCAUUUUAGCCGGAUGAACUUAGUCCAGCCAGAUCCAGUUAACUGGAGCACCUUCCUGCAGGAUUUCGAGCAGGGAAAGAUGGUGUUUGGAUCUUGGUAUGACCACGUGAACGGCUGGUGGGAGAAGAAACAGACAUAUUCCAAUAUUCACUACAUGCUCUAUGAAGACCUGACUGAGGACACGGGGCGAGAGAUAGACAAGCUCUGUUCCUUCCUCGGUUUGUCUCCUUCGGCCGAAAAGAAGGAAAGAGUCGCAACUGGAGCGAAGUUUGACAACAUGAAACAAGACAAAAUGGCCAAUUAUUCCACUAUUAAAAUGAUGGACCACAAGGUGUCUCCUUUCAUGCGAAAAGGGAAAGUUGGUGACUGGAAGAACCACUUCACUGUGGCUCAGAAUGAAGAGUUUGAUGAAGACUACAAGAAAAAGAUGAAGAAUCCCACACUGAAGUUUCGCAAUGAGAUUUAGAAGUCUACCCCCUUUGCUUAAUGAAACAUUCCUGAACUGGUAUUUUAUCAAAUAGUGUGAGCCAGAUGUUUAAUUUAGAGAUUUGGUAACAGAUAGAUAGAUAGAUAGAUAGAUGGAUACUUUAUUAAUACCUUGGGAAUUUUAGGUCAUCCAGUAGCUUAUACACUUAUACACUUAAGCGACGUACAUACAUAAAACACAUAUACAUAGGUAGAACAUUGCAGAUACAGGUGCAUGAAUGGGUCUGACCCUAUGGUACAGAAUGCAAUGAUGUGAUUGUGUCAGUGUCUAGUAUGAAAGUGUUCUUGUGCUGCUGGAGUGGAUAGUACAAAAAUAUAUAUAUGUAUAUAAAACCAACAAAUAUAUAUAUAUAUAUAUAUAUAUAUAUAUAUAUAUAUAUAUAGCCGUACCAUUCAGGGCCUUGUAAAGAAGUGGAAAUACUUUGAAAUCCAUUCAUUACUGUACCACGACAACAGUCUCUUUGUCAAACUUGAUUUAAUAGAAAUGCACUAUGUCUACUGUUAAGCUGUGAUCUCAUGGUCCUGAAAACAAUGUCGGUCUCAAUAAAGGAACUAACCUAUUCAUAUA